UAUGAUGCGGUACGGAUAUCUAAAAUGCAAGCAACAUAAACAUUCUCCGUACCGUUCACGCUCAAACAGACAGCAUGGUCGGCCAGGCAGUGUACAGCAUCAACAGAUAUUAUAUAAUUGUAAUAAAACGAAGGUUAUGUUGGCAAUCAGCCAGUACCAGAAAAGUUAUCACUUGUCCGUGACAGGUAAGUUAAACCAGGAGACCAAAGAACUGAUGUCUGCUUCUCGUUGUGGUAAUAAAGACAAAGAUGAUGGUGUGUACAGGGAGGAACACUUUAAUUCAAAAAGGAAGCACCCUCGUCGACAAGAUCUAAGACAUGGCCGCGGAAACAGGGCCAAUCGACGAAUAGAUAUGAACAAACGACACAAUAGAAAAAAUAUGAACCCGAUGAGAAAACGCUCAAAACGGGAAGCAUUUCACAGAUCCCGUUCAAAAAUCAAAACGACCACCACAGGGGAGAAGUUUUUAGCGAGGGACAAACGAUCCGUCUCGUCAAAUUUAUCCCCAUUGCUAUCUUCUAAUUUACCUUUGACUUCCAAGCUGGCUUCUCUCUUGGUGGCGACUUUCUCAAAAUUUCGAGCCACUAGAGGUCGCUGGAAACGGAAUACGGCAAAUGGUUAUUCGACCGUAUCCCUGACUGAACACAAUAACAAUACGGUAUCAAAUAAUACCAAAACGAUCGCUAAUGACACGUUAUUAGCCCGUGAGAUACUAAACCGUGUUAUUGCUGAAUCAAAUACAUCAUCAUCUAAGACCACAGCGACAAAAGAAACAGUUUCAGAGGGCGGAGUACGGACUAGUAAAACUGCAAGGCAACACACGGCAAAAGACUUAGCGCCGUCAAAGUUAAAUACAAUUAGCUCAGAAAACACAACUUCAACAUCAUCGCAAUCAUCACAAACACCCAAACCAAUUUCUAAUACAUCUACUCAUACUUCUAAUGUAACAAGCACCACAACAACUAUAAAUAAUAAUAAUAAUAAUGCACGUAAAUAUGUACAGUUUCAAAACUCACAAACAAAACAAAAAUUAAAAACAACAGCAGCAGCAACACCAACAGCAAAAUCAAUAUCAACAAGUAGCAAUACAUGGCUAGAAUAUUCUGAUGACCAUGUACGGACGUUGAGUGACGAGCAGCCAUGGAAUGAGUCUUGGCUGGAGGAAGCGGUUUCGAAUGGUGAAGUUGAACGCAAAGGCAGUGAAGGUAGACAAGAGCAGCGGCCAUAUUUUCACUCGUUCGCUUCUCAAUCAUCGUCGUCGUCAUCGUCAUCUUCAUCAUCAUCAUCGUCGUCGUCUACAGCGUACAUGUCUUCGUCACGGUCAUCUCUUUCGCCAACUUUUACGGCAGUGUCUUCUUCUUCUUCUUCUUCUUCUUCUUCUUCAUCGUCAUCUGAAUUUCGGACGAACCCGGACGACAGCAGUGGUUCUGCUGUCCGUGGUUCCACCGAUGGUGACCAAAUUAGCAAGCGUAGUGUGAUCAACUUCAAUAGUGCCACACGCAUUGUAAAUAACAACAACAACAACAGCACACACACCAACCACCAACAAAACAAUAACAUUAACCAUAACAAUAACAGUAAUAACUACACAAACAACAGCAACAACGAUACAACCACCAUUUCUACACAUCUUACUACUGCUGCUACUAAUGCUACUACGUUUAAAGAAUUUCAGUUGGAUAGUAGUAGUAGUAGUAGUAAGUCUAAUACAGAUGAGAUUCUCGAACACGUUUGUAAUGGUAAGGAGAGAUGUUUUAGUAACCCAAGCACUAGCAACAACAAUUGUAAAUGUAACCUUAGCAGCAGCAGCAGCAGCAGUAGUAGUAGUAGUAGCAAACGAGAUAGAAGUAGCGAGAGAGGUAGCGCGAGUAAUAGCAGUAACUUAUGUAAGUGCAUCGCUAUUAACGACGCCAAAGUAAACAACAGCAACACUGUAAGUAGCAGCAGUAGCAGUAGUAGUAGCAGCAGUGUUAAGGGUAACAAAGAUAUUGCAAGCGGGCUGGACUUCGAAACAGGUGUUUAUACGACAAAAACGGUUCGAACGAGACCGUUGCGAAGGGGUACGCUGACUAGAAGCUACAGUCAAAGACAGAGAGGAAGCACCAGCUCGAUUGCUGUAAAUAGUAGUAGUAGUAGUGGUGGUGGUGGUGGUGGUAGUAGUAAGGGGAACAGUAGGGAUAGCAAUAGUAAUUACUCUAAGUCAAUAGCCAAUAAUAAUAAUAAUUAUAAUAAUAACGAGAAAGAUCAUGUCAAGGGCGAGACAGAGCUGACAUCAAACCCUAAACAAGAACCUGUAGGGGCGAGAUUAGGCUCUUCUUUGCCGUCAUUGCAUUCAUCAUCAUCAUCGACGUCAUCAUCAUCAUCGUCGUCAUCAUCAUCUUCAUCCUCAGAAUCAUCAUCGUCAUAUAUAAGAACUUUUGCUUCAUCCUCAACAACAAUUGAUACGUCAUCAUCAUCAUCAUCACCAAUCACAACACCACCUUCAUCUUCAACACGUGAAAAACUGGCUUUCACAUCGGUGCCUCACCUCACAUCCGACACAGCUCUUUCGACGACGGCCACCGUGGCCACAGGUAAAAAAACGACUCAGUCAGAAUCGACGACGAAGACAACGACGGCAACAACUCUAACGACAGACGAAGACAGAAGACCCCCCAUCGCUACAUUAGCGACACCAGUUUUGGGUACAAACGACCAAGACGUGAAUGACGUCAUAUACUCAGACAGUGACAUUAACAAUAAUAAUUAUAUUAAUAAUAAUAAUAAUAACAAUAAUAAUAAUAAUGAUAACCGAAACUUAAGGUCUUCUCUACCUUUACGUUACACCGAAACCGUUCCAGCUGGGAUAAAGUUGGGAGCCAUUUCAAAACUUGAAGAAUUAACCUCAUAUAAUACUAACCAAAAUGACAAAAACUAUUUAAAUGAUGGCGAAUAUAAUGUAAUUCACCUGAAGAAACUUUUUAUCAAAUUGCUCAGUCAAUCAGAAACGGCGACACAAUCGUCGCCGAAGUUGCCAACAGUGACUUACUCACCGUUUUCUUUCACGACAAAACCAAAUAUCCAAUGGACAGAGCGUCCGCAACCCCCCAAAACGUCGGCGCCUCAUUCCAGGUGGUGGAACCAACCGCAUACGAUUUCCUAUAUGCUGUCGGUAAUCAAAUUCGGACUCAGACCGAAAGAGCUGCAGCAUCGUACGCGGCAAAAUUACCUGCGGGAGACGGCGCGCCGCUUGAAAGAGACUGAUCCUCUAAUGUACAACGACUCGCCGGUGCAUCAACGUAAACGCCGCUCGCCCGUGGUUAACAAGGUGAACGGGUGGGGACAAAUGUUUAAAAAGAAAUUGAUACGCUGGCGUUUGUUAGAUUCGGGAUACAGCAACCGCAUCCCUGUGGAAGAGCAGAGAGCUACUCUUACACUCGCCUUCCGGAUGUGGAACGAAGUGAUUCCCUUAAACUUUGUGGAGGAUAUUACCAGUCACGUGAAGGAUGUCGAUAUACAUAUUGCGUUUGGUCAAGGUAGGUUCCUUUUAAUAUUACUAAGAAAUUUUCUCCAUUCAUCUUCGUUAUAUAUUUUCUUAUUUUUUUCUUAUAACGGCUUUUUCUGUACAUCUACAAACGAGGCUCCAAGUCGUAAUUAGAACGCCGAAUCAAUUUUAUUCAUAGGGGAAUUAAUUCAAUAUUUUUAUGCAAAGCUGAAUAGC
Octopus bimaculoides (California two-spot octopus) is the source of this 3700-nucleotide messenger RNA. RefSeq lists its product as uncharacterized. Gene Ontology annotation, molecular function: metalloendopeptidase activity; zinc ion binding. Gene Ontology annotation, cellular component: extracellular matrix. The record is from RefSeq and is a predicted model, not a curated record. Gene Ontology annotation, biological process: collagen catabolic process; proteolysis; extracellular matrix organization. NCBI's taxonomy places the organism in Eukaryota, Metazoa, Mollusca, Cephalopoda, Octopoda, Octopodidae.